Molecule: messenger RNA, 3052 nt
Organism: Solanum verrucosum
Lineage: Eukaryota; Viridiplantae; Streptophyta; Magnoliopsida; Solanales; Solanaceae
Exons: 18
Coding region: 62-2731 (889 amino acids)
Biological process (GO): intracellular monoatomic cation homeostasis
Cellular component (GO): mitochondrial inner membrane
Source: RefSeq, a predicted model, not a curated record
UGACAAAAGUUAAUCGUUUUAUUUCUCCCUUCUCGAACACUCAAAAGCAUCUUUGAAGCUGAUGUCGUUGAAGCUCCACCAUCAGAAUCUUCCUUCCUCUAGUUCUUCUAGUCCAUGGCCUUCAGUUAAAGCAGUGAGAAACUAUUAUUUCAGCAGGAAAGUAGUAGGCUUGGAUCACCUGAUAUACAAUCAGUGCAAUACAAGGAGGAGAUGCCACACAAAAUUUUAUUUGUUGCAGGGUGGAAAUCGUGAUCUUAGCUGCACAUCUGAUUCUAUGAAACGUAGGAUUAAUCCUCGAACAUCAAGGAUAUUACACCUUUUACCUUUUGCUUCUACUGAGGAUGGUGUGUCAGUCAAUGGCAGUUCCAGACCAACUACCAGCAGUGAUAUGGAGGAUAUGAGACUAAAACUAGAUCUAUCUCUGCAAGGUGAAGAGAACAGUUCUGGACUUGUCCAAUCAUUGCAUGAUGCUGCAAGAGUAAUUGAGCUGGGACUUAGACAACAAGGCUCAUUAUCUAGGGUAUCCUGGUUUUCAACUGCCUGGUUGGGUGGUGAUAGAACUGGUUGGAUCAAGGUGCUAUCUUAUCAGGCAUCUGUAUACUCUCUACUGCAAGCAGCAAAUGAGAUUUUAUCUCGAGGAGAUGAAAGAGAUAAUGAUAUUAAUGUUUUCACGCAGAGGAGUUUAUCAAGGCAAUCUGCUCCUUUGGAGAGCUUGAUUAGGGAUAGUUUAUUAGCCAAGCAACCUGAAGCUUAUGAAUGGUUUUGGUCUGAGCAAAUUCCCGCAGUGGUUACCACCUUUGUGAAUUAUUUUGAGAAGGAUCAGCAAUUUGCUGCUGCUACUGCAGAGACCAGAAAGCAAACAUUUUUAUCUCCUCGAAAUGCCAGUGAUGUAUCACUCCUUAUGCUUGCACUCAGUUGCGUUGCUGCGAUUAUGAAACUUGGUGCUGCAAAACUGUCAUGUACACAAUUCUCGUCUCUUGUUCCGGACACACUUGGAAGAUUGAUGGACAUGCUUGUCGAAUUUAUUCCUCUCCGACAGGCCUAUCAUUCCGUGAAGCCUAUUGGUCUGCGUAGAGAAUUUCUUGUCCAUUUUGGUCCCAGAGCUGCAGCAUGUAGAGUACGAAAUGAUUCAGGAACUGAAGAGGUUAUAUUCUGGGUGAGUCUUGUCCAAAAGCAGCUUCAACGAGCUAUAGAUCGAGAGAGAAUAUGGUCCAGACUCACCACAAGUGAGAGUAUCGAGGUUCUCGAAAAGGAUCUGGCCAUAUUUGGUUUCUUUAUUGCUUUGGGUAGAAGCACAAAGGCUUUUCUUUCUGAAAAUGGAUUUGAUACUCUUGAUGAGCCGAUUGAAGAAUUAAUUAGGUAUCUGAUUGGGGGCAGUGUAUUGUAUUAUCCUCAACUUGCAUCAAUAAGCUCUUAUCAACUGUACGUGGAGGUUGUGUGUGAAGAGCUAGACUGGCUUCCUUUUUAUCCAGGCAUUACUGCUAAUUCUAUCCGCAAUACUGGGCACAAAAGUAAACAAGAAGUUCCUCCAAAUUUAGAAGCUAUUCCACUAGUAUUAGACGUGUGCUCUUACUGGAUCCAGAGUUUUAUCAAAUAUAGUAAAUGGCUGGAGAACCCUUCUCACGUCAAGGCAGCAAGAUUCCUUUCAGUUGGGCACAACAAGCUUAAGAAGUGCAGGGAAGAUUUAGGAAUUGAGAAGACUCGCGCGGGAGCUUAUUCACAGAUCAAGAAAGAAACAGAUUCCUUUGAUAAGGCACUGGAGAGUGUCGAAGAGGCUUUGGUAAGGCUAGAGGUAUUGCUUCAGGAGCUGCAUAUGUCAAGUGCUAGUUCACAGAAGGAGCACUUAAAAGCUGCAUGUUCUGACCUUGAAAGGAUUCGUAGAAUCAAAAAAGAGGCUGAAUUUCUUGAGGUUUCAUUUAGAACUAAAGCAGCUUUCCUACAGCAGGAGGAAGAUGCUACUAUGUCUACAUCAUCAAGUAGGGAUGAGCAACAGUUCUCUAAACGCAAGGACAACAAGGAUGGUCAAAAUAGGAGUGGGAACAACAGGAUACAGGGAUUAUGGAGCUUUGUAGGACGUCAACCUAGCAAAUCAGUAGACCAGGCAUCAUCGACACCUAAUGAUAUCGGUGAUGAUGAACCAUCAGAGAGUACAGGCAUUAUGGAUUCAAAGUCAAAUGAAGUUCGAAAGUUUGAACUACUAAGGAGUGAGCUAAUGGAACUGGAGAAGCGGGUUCAAAGAAGUGCUGAUCAAUGUGAAUAUGAGGAGGAGGAAAGUCAGAAGGCAGAUCGCACUUCCAAACAUUCUGCAGGAGCUGAAAGUACUCAAUUGGUUCUUCAGAAGAAAAAAGAGAGUGUUAUUGAGAAAUCAUUGGAAAAACUGAAAGAAACUAGCACGGAUGUUUUGCAAGGAACUCAGCUUCUCGCUAUCGAUGUUGCUGCAGCUCUAGGGCUACUUCGGAGGUCCAUAGUAGGGGAUGAGUUGACAGAAAAAGAGAAGCAAGCAUUGCGGAGAACUUUUACUGACUUGGCAUCAGUCGUACCUAUUGGAUUUCUUAUGCUUCUCCCUGUUACAGCAGUUGGGCAUGCUGCUAUGUUGGCUGCAAUUCAAAGAUAUAUGCCAUCUCUGAUACCUUCUACGUAUGGACCAGACAGAUUAGACCUCCUAAGGCAGCUUGAGAAAGUCAAGGAAAUGGAAACUGAGGUGAAUCCAACUGAAAAGGCUGAUGAAUAGCCCAGGUUAAAGCAUACGAAAACAGCUAAUCAUAUAGUUCUACCGUCAAAUUCAUUUCAACUUGGUUCUAUAUCCAUUCAACAGUAGAUAGGCGUAAAGAAGUUCAUUCCAAGAGUCUGGCACUCCCGGUAGGCACCAGUGGCUGCAGUCUUGUGGUGCACCAGCCGGGGUGCCAGGUUCACGAUAUUUUGAAGGGUGACCAUCUUUCCUGAACUCACUUAGAUAUGUGAUGUUUAGGAAGGUCACGUUUCUUCUUGUUUUUUGCAUUUUCUCAACUACCUCAGAAAUGAAUAUAUUGUUGGCUGGCUCUUUCUCCAGCUU